AUGCGCCAGCCCGGAUUUGAACCACUUUGGCGGAAAUGCAAUGUAUUGCGAGUGGCUAUGUUCAUGUGGCCGUCAAUGGGUGGAAUGCCAAAGCACGUGGGCAUGCCGGGGUCGACUCACCAGUGCAGUAGGGUGGCAUAUCCAUCCGAUAUAAAACGGACGCCCGGAGGGACUUGGCUACAGACUGGAACAGAGCCGAAUGCUGCGGCGGAUCAACCGUACGAAGAACCGGGACCCUUUCUGACUCGGCACCCGCGGGAGGUACAUGGUCAUACUGGCGGCGCCCGGCAGUUGACCACAGCGACUUUGUUUGCGGCAGUGCAGUCAACUACAGCUCAGUCACAUGCGCUAGAAACCCUGAAUGAGGGUGAAGUAUCCAAUACGACAUGUGAAUGGGAUGAGGAAUGGGACUUAACGAAUGCGGGGGGAUUAGAUAUCGUAAAUGAUUUUAAUCCGGACUGGUACCUGGUGGAUGACCAGGAUUCAGGAGAAGCCGGUAUGUUGGACUCGUUGGAGGUGGACUGGGAAUUGUUUCGAACGGAAACAGCACCGAAUUUUACGGUAGACCAGCGCUACGAAGAACCAGCGGUUCUUGCCGGACAGCGGGCGGAGGUACAGGGUCAGCCUGACGUAGGGCAACCUUGUGUCGGGGAGGGUGCGGUUGGUUAUCAUGAUGUCCGGCAGGGGCUGACCGCUCGUGUCCUGCGUGACCGUCUAGGAGACAAGGUGGAUCCUGUACUGUCGUGUGGCGAUGAGGAAAGCAAGAUCGUGCGACGUGUGUUCACUGGUUUCCAAGGAGGAUCGCUGGAGCCGAAGGUGGGGGUCUCUUUCGAGGUCAGUACGUGGCGUUCAUAUAGUCUAGCCCUCUUUUUGCGAGAGAGGCUUUCUAACCAAUCAAGCACUAGCUUGGUUGGUCGAACCGGUUCGGAUGCGAAAAGCCAGUUCGACAAGUUGGUCGAUCUGGCGGCGCGGCGGCUGAGGAGACCCACUGGAGUUUCGGAUGUGUGGUUCCUAGCUUGCGCGAUGGACGACUCGCGAAUAUUAGGCCGUCGCUGGGAUUGGGUGCCGAUGAGCCUUCAGCAACUGAAUGGCUGGGAUUCUGUUUCGCCACUGUACAGAGGCACCAUUCCGGACGACCUGUCGCGACUACCUCAAGGCAAGGAGGCAAUUAAGAUAGUAAGCACCGCUUCCAAACUCCAGUUCUGGCUGCAAGAGGCGGCAUCCGCUUUUCUCGCUGGGAAACCGGCCACAGCGCAGGCGUACCGGAAAGUAGCCACGGCCUGGGUCAUGCGCAACGCCAUAGGCCCGGAGAGAUUUGACGAAGAGAUCCAGAGCUGGGCGACUCGCAUUCCGAUUUGUGCUGGGACCGGGCCGUCCAGGGAGCAGGCUUCGCGACUUUUGUGUCAGGUAGACAUCCCGACUAGAAGCAACAAGAGAUAUGCGACUCGCAAGCGCGGGUCCAAAAAGGAUCGAGUCCGGCGCACCCCGCGUUCGAGCCUGCCGCGGUCCAGCCUGCCGCGGUCGAGCUUUCCUAGCUCGGGCGCUGGCGAGGCGCAAGUUGCAGAAAGUGCCACGAUAACAGCAAAUGCCACGGUAACAGCAAAUGCCACGGUAACAGCAAAUGCCACGAUAAACCACACAGUAAGCCACGGAUACGAAGGAGGGGGGCCCAUUCUGGCCGGGAACUGGCCGGCGGUGCAGAGUCAGUCAGUGGUUUUGCUUGGGCAGUCGCCGAAGGUACAGGGUCAAGUAUUGACCCGGCCUAAGGCAUUGCAGUCACAGCAGGAGGAGGAAGUAUCCGACAUGAUAGGAGGACACUUCGAUGUGGAGUUGGACCGGUACCUACCGAAUGAGCAGGAUCCGGAAGAAUCCGGUACAUUGGACGCGUUGGAUAUGGACUGGGAAUCAUUUCUGAUUGACCACACGGAAGCAGCACACGACUCAGUGCAUCAACGACACGAAGGACUGGGACCGUUUCCGACCCAGCACUCGCUGGAGGUACAGGGUCAAGUAUUGGUUUCAUCUGAGGCAGUGCAGCAGGUGGAUGCGAAAUCGUUUAUGACCCGGACAGACCAACAGAAUAUGCGAGCAACCGACAUGAUGAAUAUCGGACAAUUUAUGAUGAAUGAAACGCAAGUAGAAGGAGGGGGGAUACAGGGUCAGUCAGCGGCCGCGUCCCAGCUAGAAGAAGAGGCCGCCUUGAGGGCUUUCGUGGGGACUGUAAUACAGGAAUGUGUCAUAGCAGAGCAGAAGGCAGCAGAGCUCUACGGAAAGGAGUGGUUGUAUCGGGAAGGGUUCAUGCCGGAGGAAGGGAAGCGAGAGGUGGCCGAGUGUGUGGUUGAUUGGAUGGGGCGGACGGACCUGGGCGCGCUGGAACGCCGCAUUGUGAACCCGGACUUCAGCCUCGUCGGGUGGCGAUGGGUGCACCUGGCCGGCUUCAUUAGAGACCGGUUAGACCGCCAUGUAGUCGACGACUUCGUGAGAAGGGCCCAGCAGGUGAUUCCGCGCCCUGCUGGAGUCUCGUCCCCGUGGUACCUCGCCACUGUGCUGCGGUUCUUGCGGGCCGGUGCGGAGCUGAACACCCACCUCACUUGGUGGCUUCCGCCUCACGAUAGCGGUUGGUUGUCCCUGGUUUGCCUGAAUUGCGAUGUCUUUCCUUAUGACUUCGGCCAACUACCCGAAUGGCAAUCAUCACGUCAGAAGCUGGCUGUCGUCUGCUGGAUCACACACUGGCUCAAAAAGGGGGCCGAUAACUUCCGUUCCAAAAAUCAUCACCGCCAACGCUCACACAAGCCCUGGCAUCAUCGUGUGUUUCGGUUCGUCCGCGAAGCACUCGGGGAUUGCACGUUCGGUCAACUCGUUGCCUUGUUUAAACCGCGACUCCCACUCUCCCCCGGUGUCCGGUUGUCCGACACCGAGGCAAUGAUCGUCCUGCUCCAGCGCUCCACCAUCGAUUCCAGACGAGCCGAGGCGUUCUUUGCGCAAUUCGAUCUCGCCCCAGAACAAACAACCGGGCCUGAAGAACCGCCCAGAAAACGAUCGAAAACAACAGACACAAAGCCCGACAAGAGUCCAGGUCAGUACGACAUUUAA
Messenger RNA from Gregarina niphandrodes, 3093 nucleotides. RefSeq lists its product as hypothetical. The record is from RefSeq and is a predicted model, not a curated record. NCBI's taxonomy places the organism in Eukaryota, Apicomplexa, Conoidasida, Eugregarinorida, Gregarinidae. The coding region runs from base 1 to 3093 and encodes 1030 amino acids. The transcript has a single exon.